UUAGGCUUUUGUUCAUUAUUGGAAUUGGUUCAGAAGUUCCGCAUAACAGAGUAUGCAAUAUGAAAACACAAACUAUGAAAUUAAAUAGAACGCAAAAAUUAGAGGAUAAAUUGAAACCAAUUUAGAGGACAUGUAUGAUUAGCUUGGGCUGUUUGUAGGUUCUAAACUGAAAAUGUUUCGGUGUUAUGCUUGGGAGUUAUUGAUGAUGACCAUGGGUGAUGCCCUUACUGCAUUCAAGAAGAAUAUGAUAGAUCCUACUGGUGCUCUUGAUAAUUGGAAUCCUAAUAUUUUAACUCCUUGCACAUGGUUUCAUAUUAUUUGCAACGAUGAAAAAAGCGUCACCCAUUUUUGCUUGGCCAGGUAUCUUGGAAAUGCAAACCUUUCGGGUCAACUUGUUCCAGAGCUUGGCCAGCUCCCAAAUUUGGAAUAUCUGGAACUUUAUAACAAUAACAUAACUGGGGAGAUCCCAAAUGUGCUUGGAAAUUUGACAAACUUGCUGAGUUUGGAUCUUUACUCGAACAACAUUACUGGUCAAAUUCCAGAAGAAUUAGCCAAUCUUAAAAAACUAGAAUCCCUGCGCCUCAACAAAAAUAGCUUGUCAGGAAAGAUUCCUAUGGGUUUGACCACCAUUGAUACACUGAUAGUUCUUGACUUAUCGUCCAACAACUUAACAGGGAAUUUCCCAGCCAAUGGUUCAUUUUCAAGUUUUACUCCCAUCAGUUUUAGCGAUAAUCGUUUCUUGGUGCAAGCCAUUCCGAUUUCACCACCCCCUACACAGAAACAAAAUCCUUCAGGUUUGUUAUUAUUUAUUGUUGGCAAUGAAUUUAAUUUUUCAAAGAAUAUAGCUCUUAAAGUACUAGGCUUCGGAUUUACUGUGAUUAGAGCUACUUUAUGUGAUUUUCAUCAAGUUAAUGUACAUUUUUACUUUGAAUGCCAACAUCUAUUCUAUAAAUUAAAUUCCAGAAAGCUUAUGAUGUUAAUUUCAAUAGGUCAAAUAAUGAAAAGAUUGAGGCAUCCAAAUGUUGUUCUCUUCAUGGGAGCAGUAACUCAGACCUCCAAAUCUUUCAAUUGUUACUGAAUUUCUUCCCAGUGAUGCAAAUGAGCCUGAGUCUUCUAUGGGUACAAGAGGAUCAUCUGGUGGUAGCAACAUUUAGGGUGUUGAUGAUGUUUUUUAGGAUGAAACUAUUUUAGUGUAUUAUGAACUUUGAGUAAGUAUGGAUUAAGUUGUAAUUGUUUCAAUUUAAAUUGCUUUUAUGUUAAUAUGUUGAUUUUGAGAAUCAAAAGUUCUAAUGAUAUAUAUUUGAG
This is a messenger RNA of Vigna unguiculata (cowpea), 1305 nucleotides long. Its product is annotated as somatic embryogenesis receptor kinase 4-like. Gene Ontology annotation, molecular function: protein binding. The record is from RefSeq and is a predicted model, not a curated record. Lineage: Eukaryota; Viridiplantae; Streptophyta; Magnoliopsida; Fabales; Fabaceae.